Closterium sp. NIES-65 is the source of this 1146-nucleotide messenger RNA. NCBI's taxonomy places the organism in Eukaryota, Viridiplantae, Streptophyta, Zygnematophyceae, Desmidiales, Closteriaceae. The record is from the annotation of a GenBank genome assembly.
AUGGGAUCUGUAUCACGUGCAACCGAUAAAGGCGGCCUCAUCUGUUUAAUACCCUUGCCCCCCGCGCGUCUACUCUCCUCCGCCCACUCGCUAGCCGCCGGUUCCCCCUUCCGCACCGACCUGUGCGCCACUCCGCCAAGCGCAGCGCGCGCUCCCCCCCGCAGGCGAAGGGCGUGGCGCGCAGCUGCUGCAGAGGGCGCGGGCGAGGCAAAUGCGGGGGCGGCGCCGCUGGUGUCCGCCGCAGGCGAUGGCGCAGUGAGGGCGGGUGAGUGGCAGUGGGGGAGGGGGGGGGUUGCGGUCUCCGCCACACGCUCCGGUCUCUUCCGCUCGCCAGUAUCCGGAGGGGUAGAGAGCGCCACGAGCGCCCACGGCCUACCCGCGCCAGCAGUGGCGGUGCGCAAUCUGGUGGAGCAGGCGCAGUACGCGCAGCUCUGCUCCAUCAUGUCCCGCUCGCACCACCGCCGCAAGGGGUACCCCUUUGGGUCGCUCGUUGACUUUACCACUGACGCUGACGGCCGUGAACCCCGUGUUCCUGCUCUCUCCACUGGGCAUGCAUUCGCGCAACCUGCAGUCGGACCCGCGCUGCACCGUGGUGGUGCAGAUCCCAGGGUGGAGCGGCCUUGCAAUGCCCGCGCCACCAUCUUUGGGGACCUCUACCCCCUGCCGCCCAGCCAGCAGGAGUGGGCGCGGGGCUUCUAUGUGAAGCGGCACCAGCACGGGGCAGCGCAGCAAUGGGGAAACUUCCACUUUUACCGCAUGGAUACCAUCUGUGACAUCUAUUUUGUGGGGGGCUUUGGCACGGUGGCGUGGAUAGAUGUGGCUGAGUAUGUGGCUGCCACGCCUGACACCGUGGCCACCAACCACGUGGAGCACACACUGCAGGAACUCAACGAUCGGCUGGGAGCCGAUCUAAGGGCAGUGCUGGCGGGGUCGAGCCCCCAGCAGGCCAUCGACGACGCUUCGUUUAUCAGCAUCGACAGCAAGGGGGUUGACAUCCGCGUGCGGCAUGGUACUCAGUUCCACGUGCAGCGCCUGUCCUUCACCACAUCAGACGCAGUGGACUCACUGCCAGCAGCAGAGGCAGCGCUGCGCCGCAUCCUCGCCUGCCCCUCGCCCGUGCUCCCCAACGGCACCCCCCUGCUCUGA